Messenger RNA from Drosophila hydei, 597 nucleotides. RefSeq lists its product as uncharacterized. NCBI's taxonomy places the organism in Eukaryota, Metazoa, Arthropoda, Insecta, Diptera, Drosophilidae. Bases 1 to 597 code for a protein of 198 amino acids. The record is from RefSeq and is a predicted model, not a curated record. The transcript has a single exon.
AUGAUCGGCAACGGUCCUAGGGGUUCGUUUCUUGAUGAGCGAAUUAGCCGACCUUAUGGCAAGGAAGUGCUGCUCGCCAAUUGGCAGGAGCUGCGUCAAGGCAGCAAUGAGCUGAACGAUUGCAUUUUGCCAGGCUUAAAGCGAGUGGAUGCCUGCCUGCGGCAUACAUCAGAAACACAGGAUAACUUCGAGCCGAUUAAUCGGUUACAAGACCCCGAUUAUUCAAAGCAACUGUUUCUGGGCACCCGCAACGAAGCGCUGCACAACUUUAAACGCAAUCGAUCGUCGCAAUUAAAUUUCUCUUUCGAUGAGGACAUGCAAAAGAAUUUAACAACCACCUACAGUAUAGUGUACGAGAUUUUGCCCAAGCUGGCAAGAGACGAGAAGAAGAGUAUGGAGAGUGCAUCAACCGUGCCGAGCAGGCGCCAUCAUAUAGAUUUGAUGAUCAGCUAUGGCAAUCGUACCAAAACGGGCAAACUCAGCCGGCGCCGGGCUGACUUGCACUUGGAGAAGUUGCGCCGCUUGCAAACGACUUAUAUGGCGGAAUAUGAACGAAAUGGACUACACCCGGCAUUUGAAACAGGAAUUUGCGAAUAG